AUGAAGAGCCGGGAACCAAUAUGUCUGCUGUCAGGGCCACUCGGCACUACAAUCAGGACGCGCUCUCUCAUUGGUGGGCAGGCCGACCCUCCAGCACCCUCGGCAAGUGCACCAGUCGGGCGAGAAAUAGAUUCGCCGGUAUACAUCACCGCCAUUAAGAGCACUGUCAAUUCCAGGAGAGCGGGGGACCCCGUGGCCGAGUCAGAAUUUCAAUUUUUAGCCCGUGAGCGUCAGUCUUUCCUGACAGAGGACAAAAAGUGGAGGUUGAGAGGCAGCAUGGCGGAGGCGUUGGUCGGGUCGGUGGCACCAGUACCUCGCCAGGUCGGCUGUGGUCAGGUCGCACCCCCGUCGCAGGUCACACCGCCCUACGCCGAGUUCUUUACCUCCCUGCCCCAGAGUCACACGCCCCCGGGCCAGUACUCCCACGUCUAUACCCACCACCCCCAGCAGCAGCAGCAGCAGCAACAGCAACACCAGCAGCAGCAGGGGCGAGGAGACCUGGGCAGCAACAGCCCCCCUAACAACGUAGGCACUUGUCUGAGCCAGCUGGGGCACGUGGUCAGCCAGGUGGUCAAUGCCCCAGUCCAGCUAGGUGACUACGGCAACGCCUUUACAGCUGGUGUCGCGGCGGUGCAGGUGACGGCAGGUGGUGCUGUCCCCGUCAACAACAUUAACACCAGCACUAGCAACACCAGCACUAACAGCAGUAACAGCGUCAGCAGGCAGGUCAACAGCAGCAUGCAGCAGCAGCAGACCGCCUACUGCGAGGACGAAGAGCUCCCCUCCUGUGCCUUCGCCCACCCACACCUACAUGGCCUCCCCUUCCUAGUGCACGGUGAUGAUGGUGAGGACGAGUACUACACGACGGGGUCUCCGUAUCGUGUACAACGUCACGCCGCCAACAUCAGGGAGAGAAAACGCAUGCUCAGCAGUAUAAACUCAGCCUUCGAGGAGCUGCGUACACACGUGCCAACUUUCCCCUACGAGAAGCGGCUCAGCAAGAUUGACACCCUGCGCCUGGCCAUUGCUUACAUCGCCCUCCUGCGGGAGCUCCUAACCUCCGACCUUGAUCCAGUCACUCACAUUGAGAAGGGACUCCGAGGGGAACUGUCCUCAGACCAGUGUCACAUGUGGAACACCAGCGACUUGACGGCCCGCCUCUCCUGGAUCAACUGGGAGAACCUAGGAGUGAGCCCCAGCCGACGAUCCAUCUUCUCCUCCAUCUCGCUUACCUCAGAAUCCCUCAACAAUUGAUCACAAUGAUUGAGGGGAGGGAAGAUAAAGGUCAGGCGUCACAACAUGGCGAAGAGACUUGUAUGAAACGUCCAAACGAUCAAACGGUGUAAAACGGAAGAGAGAAGAUAUACCUUGGCCGUCAUACAGGAGAUAGGACUUUUACAUUUUAUGUUACGUAAAGUUGGGAAGCUUUACUCUUGGCCUUAACUAAGAGUGACAACACCUCUCCUUGGCGUCAUAUCGAGAGGACAAAAAUACAGGUGUCACAUUAUGGUCGUUUAGCUGAGGGGAUGGGUGAAAUCUCCCAGCCGUUGCGUAACACAAAGGAAGCAACAUGUUCAUUGUUGACAUUACAAGUGCUGUCGAGACGUGUACUGUAUUUUCACUUGAUGUCUUGCAAGAUUUAUGGACGCCUGAAGUGAAGAAAUUUUUGAAAACUAUACAAAUUGUUUAGGCAACGGUAAAAAGUGACGUAAAUAUCAAUUUGGUUUAUAAAGGUGUUAAGAAUUCAGAAAUAUGGUUGAAUGUGCUGUUUAAAAGUCAACUUUAUCUACACAAACGUAAAUUAAUACUGGAAAUACGGCGACAGGAACUAUAUACCCCCAUUUGUCCGUUUAGUUUAUAUAGUAAAUUAUUAAUAACAAUGGCAAAGAAACGUACUAAAGAAGUUAGUUUUGUUUAUAUUUGUGAAAGAAUUGUAACCAAACUAAUUUAGAUGUAUGACGAAAAGUUCUUACAAUACUGCCACAACUUUUAUCCGUUCAAACCGAAGGCAGUAAAAGUAAAAUACAUAUAUUUAAUACAGAUUAAACCGCUGUGUGAUUCCUGCAGUGAACUAACUUCUUUGGGACGUGCAAAAUCAACAAGUGAUUAGUUUAUUUUUACCUGAAUGUGUAAAUAUUUAUGUUAUAUAUCAGUGAAUACUUUUAAGUUGCUCUCCUCUUGAAGCUUCCUGUCAUAAAUGUGUAUCAAGAUAUGGCAUUUAUCCCACUAAACAUACGUCCUCCAUCAUGAAGUAAUUUGUCUCAUUGAAUUUGGUAGCUAGCAAAGGUGUGCAACAAGGGGUAAAGGAGAGUGGUGGAUGACGUGUUUAUCUUGGAAUCACAGUUUCGUAUCAAGAUGAGAAACUUCUACAAAAUAAUAUUGAACUUAAUACGAUCCCAACUUUAUAGCAAGAUUUGAAAUUCCCCCCAGAUAAUAGAAAUAUUGACAAAAUACGGAGAAAAUUGCCUUGUUUAACUAAUGAUCUCAGUUUUGUUACCGAGCUCAGAAACUUACCCCGAUACACGUUACUUAAUGAUUUAACACACUGAUACAUAACACAGGUGAAAUUCCAACAUCAGAAGUGGGAAUUCCAAGACAAACUCACCUGUUAUUUACUAAUCUAAAUUAACAACUGAAUAUAUUUGUGCUCCAGUGAAUUUAAAUGCUUCAACUGCCAAGGUCAUUAAAUGUCUUAGUGUUUACGCUUAAACAUCACCUCCUGAGAGUUAAUAAACAUGUCCUUAAAAUUCAGGGCACUUAAGAAUUCGUACUUCAUCACACCUUUUGUAAAUUCAUAUUCAGAAUACAACAAAGACAAAAGUAAGUCCUAUGAGAAAAAAACAUGACUUCUACAUAAUAUAAAACUGUGUCGGUAUUUAUAGUCAUAACUGUUAUUAAUACCAAAGAUUAUGUCUAGUCACAGUGUAAUAGUUGUAUGUUAUUUAUAUAAUAUUCUUAAAUGUGAUAACUAGAGUAUAAUUCUGUAUGCCAUAGAUGAGUUGUAUAGAUCUAUUUCUAACUUGUUGUAUGUAAUAAAUCAAAUUAGUGA
Homarus americanus (American lobster) is the source of this 3049-nucleotide messenger RNA. RefSeq lists its product as uncharacterized. The transcript has 4 exons. Gene Ontology annotation, biological process: regulation of transcription by RNA polymerase II; developmental process. The record is from RefSeq and is a predicted model, not a curated record. Gene Ontology annotation, molecular function: protein dimerization activity; RNA polymerase II transcription regulatory region sequence-specific DNA binding; DNA-binding transcription factor activity, RNA polymerase II-specific. NCBI's taxonomy places the organism in Eukaryota, Metazoa, Arthropoda, Malacostraca, Decapoda, Nephropidae. Bases 1 to 1254 code for a protein of 417 amino acids.